This is a messenger RNA of Leptosia nina, 4167 nucleotides long. The record is from the annotation of a GenBank genome assembly. NCBI's taxonomy places the organism in Eukaryota, Metazoa, Arthropoda, Insecta, Lepidoptera, Pieridae.
AUGGCAUUGUCCGACGUACUACGGACUUGUGGGAUAUUACUUUAUUUUCUGUAUACCGUGUGUGCAACGAAUAAUAUAACAGAACAACCAUGGAUAUUGUCCUUUAAAAUCAGCGCAAAGUCAUGUUCUGAAUAUAAGUGUAAAUAUUUAUUAUUGGUGCAAGGUAGUGAGUAUCUUGGUCACAGUUCAUGGAGACUAACUCCCAAAGAUAGUGCCAGAGGUGAUAAUUGUGACAUAAUACAUCCAAGUUACGAGUUUCGCGAAAUAAAAACGGAGAAACAGCAGUCGCAAAUUGAAGUGUUUCUGCCUCAAUCAAAUGGUAAAAUAUACUUCUGUUUGAAGCAUAGCGACGCAGAUAACAGUCCGUUUGGAGGGAAAUGGGUGCACCAAGGCAAGGAAUUGUACCUGGAUCCGGGGAGUGAUGGAGCCUUUUCAGAAACUCAAAGAUUAUAUGACAUCUCACAUUCAAACAACGAAAACAAUGAGCUUCAAGAAACACAGUCCGUCGAUCUUUCUCAUGAUAUAGAUGUAAACUACCUUCCGAAUGCCACAAAACCCACUCAAGAAGAAAGAAAAGUAAUAGAAGUGCAACAAGGUGACAAAUAUGUGCCUUUAAAUGAAGGGAAAGAAAAAGAAAAUCUAAUAAGGGAUGAUAAAGAAAAUGAAGUUAAGUAUGGUGGAAAUACUGAUAGUAAGAGAGACUUUGAUGCAACUAAUAAAGCAAAAAUAGAGAAUAUCAAAGAGAGAUUAAGAAUUGUCGAGAAGGCGUUUAAUAAUUUUGGUUCCAAUAGACAAAAAAGAGAAGAUGUAACGGAAAACAAUUUAAACGAAGAGCCUGUUAGACGCAAACAGCAAAGUUUUAAUACGUUGAAUGGUUAUAGAGGAAACAAAUUUGAAACCUAUCAAGAUCUGCUUGAUAGUGGUAGAGCGAAAAGACAAAUAAUGUCUCAAAUGGCUGAUUUCUCAUCUGUGGUUAGAGUAGAUCCGCCGAUCUAUCUGGAUGGUCUGCGUGUUGAGGAGGCUGAAAAGGAUCCGAAGAUUUUGGAAGAUGGGAUCCCGAGCGUGCUAGCUGAUACCAAGAUAACGUUAAGACUCUUUGGCCAAGGUCUAACGUCGCGAACGGUAAUUGCAUUUACUCAUGAUGCCCUGGAGUAUGGACAGCCGUGCAAGUUCCUGCUGAAGGGAGAGUAUUUGGCUAAAGCCGAAUCGGUGACGCCGACCUCGGCUCUAUUCGAGUUCUGGGCUCCGCCCCCAAUCAUAGCCUCGAAGCUUUACAUCUGCGCGAAGAAUUUGAAACACGGCGCAAACGACCCGACGGAGGAUGAAGAGAAGUACGUGCACCAGGGCACGGAGAACUGGAAGAUUCUGGCGACGCACAACAAGCUGAUGCCGUUGUGGGUCGCGUUGAUACUGAUUUUGGUGUGCUUGAUGUUUUCGGCUUUGUUCUCGGGCCUAAAUCUUGGACUCAUGUCGCUGGAUCGGACUGAGUUGAAGAUAAUUUCAAACACGGGCACGGAACAGGAAAGAAAAUACGCCCGAGCGAUCAUGCCAGUCAGGGACCACGGCAACUACCUGUUGUGCAGUAUUCUGCUGGGGAAUGUGGCGGUCAAUUCUACAUUCACGAUAUUACUCGACGAGUUGACGUCGGGCCUGUUCGCCGUGAUAUUUUCGACUUUGUCGAUCGUGCUUCUGGGCGAGAUUACACCGCAGGCGAUAUGUUCUCGACACGGACUCAUGAUAGGGGCAAGGAGUAUUAUGGUUACGAAGGCGGUUAUGGCGCUGACAGCGCCUCUCGCGUUUCCAGUCAGUAAACUCCUGGAUUACUUCCUCGGCGAAGAGAUUGGUAGCGUCUACAAUAGAGAGAGAUUAAAGGAACUUGUCAAGGUCACAACAGACGUGAACGACCUGGAUAAAGACGAGGUGAACAUUAUUUCUGGUGCACUGGAACUGCGCAAGAAGACGGUGUCCGAUGUGAUGACGAAGUUGGAGGAUGUGUUCAUGCUGCCGAUCACUUCCAUAUUGGACUUCGAAACCAUGUCUGAGAUCAUCAAGUCAGGUUACUCCCGUAUACCCGUGUACGAGGGCCAGCGUGGCAACAUAGUGACGGUGCUGUUCAUCAAGGACCUGGCCUUCGUGGACCCUGACGACAACACGCCCCUUCGCACGCUCUGCCAGUACUACCAGAAUCCUUGCAACUUCGUCUUCGAAGAUGUUACCCUGGAUAUCAUGUUUAAGCAGUUCAAAGACGGUCAUAAGGGCCACAUGGCGUUCGUUCACCGAAUCAACAAUGAGGGGGAGGGAGAUCCCUUCUACGAGACCAUGGGCUUGGUGACUCUUGAAGACGUCAUAGAGGAAAUGAUUCAGGCCGAAAUCGUUGAUGAAACUGAUGUAUUCUUGGACAACAGAACGAAACGUCGACGCAACAAACCGCAGCACAAACUGCAGGAUUUCGCAGCAUUCGCCGAGAGACACGACCACAGACGCAUUCAUAUAUCGCCGCAGUUGACACUCGCUACGUUCCAGUUUCUAAGCACUAGUGUGGACGCUUUCCGUCCGGACACGGUAUCUGAGACCGUUCUUAGAAGACUGCUCAAACAAGAUGUAAUACAGUACAUCAAAGUUAAGGGCAAGACGAAAAAGGAUCCGUCGACUUACGUCUUCCAGCAAGGAAAGCCGGUGGAUUACUUCGUGCUUAUCCUGGAAGGUCGCGUAGAAGUGACCGUGGGACGAGAGAAUCUGGUGUUCGAAGCAGGUCCAUUCACUUACUUCGGGGUCCAAGCGCUUACGCAGAACGUGGGACUCGCUGAAUCACCAACGCCAUCAGCCAUGGGCUCUCUCCAGAAUAUCAACAUGGAUUCGAUGCUGAGACACACUUUUGUGCCUGAUUACUCGGUGCGGGCGAUCACAGAACUCUACUACCUCACUGUUAAACGAACUUUAUAUUUAGCUGCAAAACGUGCUACCCUUAUGGAGAAGGGCGCGUUAUCAAAGGGUGCUACGAACGAACAAUUUGACACCGAAGUCGACAAGAACCUUGACAAAUCCUUAAGUGAAGUUGUGAUGCGUAGAUCGCAGAGUGUGGUGUCCCUUUCCUCUGGCCCGGAGGAAAGGGUUGAUAAGCCAAAAUCCCACACGAUGGAGUUCAGACAAUUGUCUCAAAACGUUCUAUCAACCGACGCAUCACCAUCGUCCAGCGACAAAGAGUAUAUCGCCAAAUAUCUAUCCGAUAAACUUGCUAGGAAAUUCCUCGCUCGCUCCGAGAGUCAAUUGGGCAGUUCGUCAAGAUACUGGACUAAUAAAGACUCUGGCCGGACGGACAGCCAGACAGCGAAUACGUCCAGGUAUUGGAAGAAUGUUGAUUCGACCAGAGCAUCAGCGUCCAGCACUAAAAAAGACGAGAGAGGUCAGAACGGAGACGUUGGCGACAAGAAAUCUUCAAAUGCAGAAAAAGAACCAGAUAGUUCUAUCAGUAUCAACGAUGGCAUAAAGACUAGAGAGACACAUUCAGACGUAAUUGUACGUAAAGAAAAGAAGAGUGAUACAGAAGUUGACAGGGGAAUAAAACAAGCUGAUACAAAUGUACAAAAAGAUAUUGAACCAAAAGCAACGUCAGAUGACACUACAGCCAAGGCGGAUUCCGCCUCAAAUUUGUCAGAUACAAUAGAUCUGACACGUCGAAGGGACAGUCAGAUCGCCAGCUCGUCAAAAUAUUUCAGAAAUAUACCGCCUCGGGCGUCAGAAGCUGAAUUGAUAAGGAAAUACUCGGCAAGUGCUUCACAGGAUAAGUCGUUCACUGAAUUGGAUCUGUGGAGGGAUGUGGCUAACUGCGACGAUUCUACUGAUGAGUGGGAUAAAAAAGACCAGAUACGAGGGAACCACAACAAGGAGAGAACAAAACAAUCGAGACGAGGAGUUGACUCAAAAGUUGAUUUUGAAGAAGUUGACGAAAAUCCUACGACUUUUAGAGAAGAAGGAUCAAACUUGAAGUUACUACAGUCAGUGGAUGAAGACAUCAGCAUCAGUGGUGAACACAAGACACCUUCUAGGCAGGUGUCACCGAAUCCUCCGAACCCGCCUGGUGGACGAUCUUCGUUCAGCCGGACAUCACCAGAACGCAACGGUGACGUCUUCGCCGCGAGAGAUGAACAGGAGAAAUUACUUAAAUAA